CCCCUCUAGCCGAGAAGCACGAGAGGGCGGACAGACUUCACCCCAAGCCCUGUCCCCUUCGGGACAGUAAACUCGUCCCGGAGAGAGGGACAUCCACUGAGCCCCAGUGUGCCUUGCCCUCAGGGCACCUGGGCGCAUGAAAACUCCUGGAAAGGAGACCAUGCCCCCCAAAUCUCUUUGCAACCUCUCCCAGCCGGCGGGCGCCAACCGGAGCGGCUUCGUUCCAGGGGUGUCGGAGAGGGAUUUCCUGCCCACCCCCGACGCGACCACCGCGGAGUUGGUGAUCCGCUGUGUGAUCCCGUCCCUCUACCUGCUCAUCAUCACGGUGGGCUUGCUGGGCAACAUCCUGCUGGUGAAGGUCUUCAUCACCAACAGCGCCAUGAGGAGCGUCCCCAGCAUCUUCAUCUCCAACCUGGCCGCCGGAGACGCGCUGCUGCUGCUCACCUGCGUCCCGGUGGACGCCUCGCGGUACUUUUUCGACGAGUGGAUGUUCGGGAAGCUGGGCUGCAAGCUGAUCCCGGUCAUCCAGCUCACCUCCGUGGGGGUGUCCGUGUUCACUCUCACGGCCCUCAGCGCCGACAGGUACAGAGCCAUUGUAAACCCCAUGGACCUGCAGACAUCCGGGGCGGCGCUGUGCACCUGUGCCAAGGCGGUGGGUAUCUGGGUGCUCUCCGUGCUCCUGGCAGUUCCCGAAGCCGUGUUUUCGGAAGUGGCGCCCGUCGGUGGCGUGGAAAACGGCAGCUUCACAGCGUGUAUACCCUACCCUCAGACGGAUGAAUUACACCCGAAGAUUCACUCAGUGCUCAUCUUCUUGGUCUACUUCCUCAUACCGCUUGCUAUUAUUAGCGUUUAUUAUUAUCAUAUUGCAAAGACCUUAAUUAAAAGCGCACAUAACCUCCCUGGAGAAUACAACGAACAUACCAAAAAACAGAUGGAAACACGGAAACGCCUGGCUAAAAUUGUCCUGGUCUUUGUGGGCUGCUUCAUCUUUUGUUGGUUUCCAAAUCAUAUCCUGUAUAUGUAUAGGUCUUUCAACUAUAACGAGAUUGACCCAUCUCUAGGCCACAUGAUUGUCACCUUAGUCGCCAGGGUUCUGAGCUUUUGCAAUUCUUGUGUCAAUCCAUUUGCUCUUUAUCUGCUUAGUGAAAGUUUCAGGAGGCAUUUCAACAGCCAACUCUGUUGUGGGAGGAAGUCCUAUCAAGAGAGAUCAACCAGCUACCUCGUCAGCUCUUCUGCAGUGCGUAUGACAUCUCUGAAAAGCAAUGCUAAGAAGAUGGUGACCAAUUCUGUUUUACUAAACGGGCACAGCGCGAAGCAGGAAAUGGCGUUGUGAUUCUGAAAUACGAGUCAUAUUUUCCUGGUGAAUUUUAUUCAUAACUGGUGCAUGUAUAAACUCCUUUGUUUAAAUAAAAUAGACAAAAUUCAAAAGGUGGAGCUUAAUCACCAGUCAAUAAUGUUUAUUGUGAUUCUUUGUGUGAUUAACUAUAAUUUAUAGUAAUAGCUUAUAUCUGUAACUUCUAGGUAUAUGAUUAAAAGGUAUGAUGGCAUCUGUAUUAUGAAUAGUGAAAUAGAUAUCAUGAAUAUGAUUUACAUUGUGAAUGUAAAGUAGGUGUCAUAUAUCCCUAAUGGUAAAAUUUUGACCCAGAAAGUGACAUGGUCUGUAUCCAUUACUAAAUCCUUGAAUAUUUGGAUGAUUCUGUACAGAUAAGAUUUGUGUAAUGCUGGUGGGUUCAACCAUCUACACAUCCUGUCUUGCAACAGCUAUCUGAGAAGUGCAUGAAAUCUCACUUACACAAGUUUACUUGAUACAUACUAGUAUCACAGUGUUCUCUGAAUAAAUGUCUUAGGUUUUUCACCAAAAUGCACACAUGGUCUUGAUUAAAUUCUAAAAUAUACUGCUUCUUAAGUUUGUACCAGUAAGUCUAACAUUUGACUUAAUAUGUCUCAUACUAUUUCUUUUAAUGGAUUUGAUGAGUAGAAAACUCCAUUAAUAUACUAAGUUCUUUCUUAAA
Messenger RNA from Manis pentadactyla (Chinese pangolin), 2012 nucleotides. RefSeq names its product neuromedin B receptor (gene NMBR). The coding region runs from base 137 to 1333 and encodes 398 amino acids. The record is from RefSeq and is a predicted model, not a curated record. Gene Ontology annotation, biological process: bombesin receptor signaling pathway. NCBI's taxonomy places the organism in Eukaryota, Metazoa, Chordata, Mammalia, Pholidota, Manidae. The transcript has 3 exons. Gene Ontology annotation, molecular function: bombesin receptor activity. Gene Ontology annotation, cellular component: membrane.